Cyclospora cayetanensis is the source of this 2307-nucleotide messenger RNA. RefSeq lists its product as uncharacterized. Bases 1 to 2307 code for a protein of 768 amino acids. Gene Ontology annotation, molecular function: calcium ion binding. The transcript is spliced from 12 exons. The record is from RefSeq and is a predicted model, not a curated record. NCBI's taxonomy places the organism in Eukaryota, Apicomplexa, Conoidasida, Eucoccidiorida, Eimeriidae.
AUGGGAUGGCGAUGCGACAGAGUCAUUGCACUCGCGUGCGUGCAGCUGGCCUUUUGUCUUGGUGUCCACGCACACAUGCAAGAGUCUGGAUCAAUUCGUUCACAGGGCCCGUUUCGUUUCGUGUUUGCUCAGCUCGAAGAAGCAUCAAAGAAGGAAAGCCAUGAAGAGUUCAUCGAGAAUUGGCUCCUCACUGGGCUUUUCAUCGUCAUUAUCAUCUCUUCUAUCAUAUUCGAGGUGCUGGUUGAGUUGUUGCAGGAGUGCUUGCGGCAUCGAGGGUUACACAAGCUUCAAGAUAUGCUGACUUGCGCAUUCAAGGAGCUUACAAUCCUAGGUUUUAUCAGUUUGUUCCUCUAUUGCGCCACUCGCCUAGGUGCUGUGCGAAAGUUGAACGACAAGUACUUGGGUGUUUCGAAAACGGAAGAGGUAGCGAUACAGGAAGCAGAAGCACAUGGCGAAGUCCCAUAUCCUCCAACCCAUCUAACAGAGACCUUCGAGACCAUUCAUGUUUUAAUUUUCAUGAUCAUGGUGGCCUUUAUCGUGCAAGUGGCUGUUCUCACCGCGGUUGGAUACCGCACGAUGAAGGAACUUGAAUACCUGGAUGCAAAAACCUCAGAUGAUUUAAGAAAGGACGUCACUUCUCUUCUUGAAGGCGGCUAUGGUUACAAAGGCAGCGUCCGAAAAGCCUUGGAGCACUGGGGCAUUAAACGUCGAUUUAUUUCGGCCACGAAUCCUCUCAUGCCAAAGCCUCGGCGCCCCGAACCUGGAUUUCCAAAGUUCUCGUUCGCCGCCUACCUGAUCCACUGCUUCGGGGAGAGUCUCUCUGUCAUGAUUGAACUUCCUCCCAGCAUUCUCGUCCUUACGUUGCUCAUAGUGGUACUUUUGAGGCCUGCUUUGUCACUCCCAGGGCGCGAAAUUAUAAUCUUCAUGGUCAUCGCCGCAUUUGGCCUGCUCUUGCUCACAUGUCUUGCAUAUGCAUUUCUCAAAUUCGCGGAUGCGAAAGUUAGACCGGAUUCAGGAGCGCUGGUUCCUCUCUUCAGCUCACAGGCCGUUGAUCCCGAAGCGUCGGACAAGGCAUUCCAUUGCCCAAUAGAUGACAGACCACUGGCAACUAUGAAGGAUUGGCCCCGGAAACACGUCGUCAAUCGUGCGGCAGCCCUGUUUCCUUUCGGCAAUCCCCGCUACUACAGGCGGCUUUUGCAGCUUCUCCUUUUCUUCCACGCAGCGUACACCGCCAUCUUGCUGAUGUGUUUCUUCGCUCAGGAGCACGGUUCCCGAUACAUUUGGUGGAAGAAUGCUUAUUGGGCGUAUCCGCUGACUCUUGUCCCCUUGUGUGUAUCUUUCAUUUUCUGGGCACGGCUCCUAAAAACCUUCACAACCGUGUUUCACGUGGAUUUCCUUGCAAAUCCCACUACCAUAAGAGAGGUAGAAGCUGAGCAAGACAAGGCUGUUGUGCAGCGUGAUGCUCAGAUCCUUGAAUUUUUAAUGCAUCAAGUACAUCACCAAAAAAUGCUCCUCGGCAAGCUGUUUGAAUCACUUGACACUGAUGGAAACCAGCGGAUCUCUUUAGAUGAAUUGGAAAAAGCUCUCAGCGGGAUGAGACCGCCUAUCAGUCAAAGCGAGAUCUUGUCCUUGCAACAAAGAAUAUCGGCAGAUGGGGUUAAUAUCACAGAGGAUAGUUUAUGUGCGUGGGCCAGAAGAACACGGAUGAAAUCACGCUCUUCCAUCUUCGGCGAAGAACGCCAAAACCACAGAAGGAGUUCCGCCUAUACGCAGGCUUCCGUACAGUGUCGUCGGGGGAAAUACUCUUUUAAUUCACUGAUUUCCACGUCCUGGAUUACCUUGCAGGACGCGUUGGGUGCCUUGAUGACCGACUUGCGUGCUUGCGCCGGCUCAACUGCAUGUAUGAAGGCUCUGAGAACUCUACAUAUGCAGGUCUUCAGACUCAGCCCACCGCCCACCGGCCAGCCAGCUUCCCUAGAAGCUUGGAAGCACAUUGACCACAAAGAUUCUAUGAAACAGUGCAACACCGAUUCUUGCAACAAAAGACAGAGGGCCCUCCAGCCCCGUAGCGAGGCAGAAGACUGCCCCUGCUGCAGCCCCAAGCACGGUGGAAUAUCUGGAGCUUUGUUAUCCGAGAUCCUACAUUUUAUUCACUGGAAAGGAACAUACAGACAUGCAUUGUGUCCUCCGCUCGCCUCCUCUCCAUGCAAUUCUUGCAAGUGCUUGCAGCCCCGUUCAGCUUUAGCAGCAGCAGCCCGUACUCCUCCCGCCGGGCCUGUAUAUAAAUUGUUCUUGUCGAGGGAAUAA